GUCCCUGCAUUCUAUAAGUGCAACACAGCUUUAUAUUCGAAUACAUACGCUCUGCUAGUACCGGCGAUGAACCAUUCGAAAAAUAGCCGGACCCCCCAUGUAGCUGAUGCACAGAUGUGUGAUCACUAGGAGGGAUACAAAAGUCAUACCUAGCACAUUUUGCAAAGUCUUGGUAUGUCCACUUCUAACUUUCAACCAUCAACAUCGAUUUCCACCCGCUACCAUGCAUUUCAGAUUAGGACGAAAUUGGUUUCGUCAAAAUCAAAGACUUGUACAAAAUAAUCAUUUUUUAAUGCCUGACCUACCCAGAUACCAAAUAAGUCUGGAAUCAUUAGAAAAGUCCGUCCUGUUACAAACUCCACUUUUCCGACCUCCUUCCCUCCUUAAGCUAAGCGUAUUAAUUCGCUGCUUUUUCCUUUUGCCUACUAAAAUAAUGUAGAUAUACCUACUAUUUUAGCUCAAUUUCUCCCCCACAACUUCUGUCUUUUUCCUCAAUUACUUCUUUCUAUUCUUGUCUCCUGCUCUUUCCUGCCUCGUCUUUCCUCGACUAAGCCAACCUUGCCUUCGUGGAAACCCAGAAAAACCUUUCCCAUUCCAUUCAAUCGGAUUCAGAAUAGAAUCAUCCUCUUCUCUCGCUCGCCGCAUAUCAACAUUGAAAAGAGGAUCGGAACGUAUAACGAAAAGCCCAAGCUCUAAUUCGUUUAUGUAUAAACUCGUCAACCCAACACCGAGAACAUUUAAAUAUCCUCACGACUUCAAAGAUCCAUUACCACGGAACAGUCAUUCAGCCUCAUAACUCUAAUAUCCCAAAUCAUUAUACUUUGUCUUCAGCCUUAUUCAAUCAUUUUAUACUUUACCUCUAAGUCGUAGCCGUCGGGUGCGUGUGGAGCGGACAACUACUAGUUUUCUCCUCUUUCCCACCUAACGUCUUCGAAGGUUUUGAAGAUUCGAUAUAUUCAACACUCGCCGUCAUCAUUCGUUAUUGGCUAUUCAGUAUCCAAUUACUGCCCAGGAAACAGACAAGGGAUUAUCACCAAACUGUACUGCUACGCACACCAUCUUCUCCCGCCGGCCCAUCCCUUUCCUUGGCCUUCCCGUCGUUGAUACAUAACUACAACCUACCUAUCACACUUUACACGGUAUCGGACCAAGCUGCACGAUGGCUUCAACCGGCGUUUCCAUACCCAUGCCCAUGCCAGUUGCAACAAAUGGUACCCUCGAGCCGACCUGGCAUGGGUACAUUGGCAACACACAAGAUGCAGCCAUCCUUCUCGAAGCUUGCUUUACAGGAACCCUCAACCAUCUUGCCCGUCGCCCCCAUGAUAAAGAAAGACCUGAACUCAUCAAGAGCGGAAACAUUUUCAUACACGAAGCAAACUCAUCCGGAGUAAAACGAUGGACCGAUGGUAUAACAUGGAGCCCAAGUCGUAUGGUGGGAAACUUUCUUGUCUAUCGAGAGUUGAAUAAACCAUUUGCGCCAGGAGAGAAGAAGAGAGCCACGGCGAAAGACAAGAGACUGGGCAUUCAAAAGAAACGUGGUGGUCCUGGAGUAAAUACAAGUCGCGUUUUCUCUUCUAUGCAUGGAGCACUAAACAAAGAGAUGGAACGAUCACUAGUCGGUUCGCUAGUCGAUUCGUACGACUUUAAGGAGGAUGAUGUUUGCCUUAUCAAGAAGACAAUCACCAUCAGUGUAGGAGACCUUACUCACCACAUUGUAUCUUAUUACACGAUCGACGAUGUCGUCUCCGGUAGACUCUCAACCCCACGAUCUGAACCUCGAUUCCAGCACCUCAAGCCACGUAGGGAUAUUGUCCUUAGCAAAAGCUACAAGCACCCUCUUGAUGAUCCCAACGUUUUGAGCGAAGAUGACGACGUACGUGAAAAUCACUCAGCAUUUCACAAUAACUCUGGUCGGGGCGAUUAUUAUUAUCAAAACCGAAAUGCGCCGAGACUACCCGCACCAUCCUCGCAUGGAAUGCCAUAUCAAUCUAACAAUUUCCCGCUCAGUAACCAUUACGCAAUAAAUGUCAACCCCUCAUCAUACAACAUCACAUCAUAUAACUCAAACGUUCCUGCAGUAAGUUCAGCUGCUGGCUCAUAUAACACACCUCUUUCUGGAACAAGUCCGAAUACCAUCACGCCUUACAACACGGGAAUUCCUGUGUCGGGUCCAAAUGGUGGCUCUUCUUAUCCUCCGUUCGCACAAGUCCCAGGCAUGUACGAUGCACCAAAACCGGAGGCAUACAACAAUGUUUACAGACAUCAGCGCCACAAUUCCAACCCUAACAUGAAUGUGACGCCGCUUGCUCAACGACCAACGAAUUAUGGCCAGCAACCGCUUGUCUCUGGGGUACCUGAUAUAGUAUCAGGCAUGGCUGGAAUGUUCCAGGGCCAAAUGGCCUCGAGAAACUUCAAUGAAUCCACUUAUUCUCCUACAGGCCUUUACCAAUCGAGGGAUACACCUAAUUCUUCUCACGGCUAUCCUCAGGCGCAACGAACCCUGCCGCCUAGCCAACCAUAUAAUCCACAAGCCGCAAAUCAAUAUACUCAAAGCAUGGAAGCCUCGCCGGGCAAUGCCAGCACUGGCCAUGCUCACUACAUCAUGAACUCUCAUGCAGGUUGGCCUUCUCCACACGGGGUAUAGAGGCUGUUUGUUGGUAAGCCACAGACAUUCCAAUCUGCCAUGUCGAGGUUCUCAUCCAUUAUCGGAAUCGGACCACUCAUCACUUGGCCACGAUUUUCCUCCUCUCCGUCGACACGCUCCUUCAAAUCAUCAUUGGGAGCAAGGACGGUGAUCAAGUAAAAUUUCACUGUAUAUUUCGACAGUCCAUAUGGCGUUUUCGUCGAGAAAAGUCUUAUGAUUGUCACUUUGGCGUUCCUUCUAUAUUGAUAGGAAGCUUUGUUAUCUUCGUUUUGGUUAUUUGAAAAGGGUUUAUGGGACGAAGUAUUUACUUGGGGCUGAUACAUCGGUUUCAUCAGACCUUAGUUUCAUUUCAAUUGUUUAAAUACAUGUAUGUAUAUAUGGGUUACGGGUGCUACCGGCGCAGGCGGAUAGAUACUGGUUACGGGCGGUUGUUGGCUCAGGCGUAUGUGUACUGCAAAUCUUCAACAGCGAUAUCUUUGAGAUAAUCGCAGGGGCGGAUACCAUUUUUAUACCACUGUUAGACGAUGAUUCGGACGGUACCAUUCAUUUUUGUUUUGUUUUUGUUUGUUUUUUUUCAAGCGUCGUUGAUUUUAUUCCCCGACACCGAUGUGUGCUCAACAGUUCCAUGGAGAUUAAGAGAGAAAGAGGAUCUCUUUUCAAUGGGUCAAAGUUUAAGAAUCAUAUAUCAAUGUUUUUGAUCAAUGUUUUCCACGAAAAAGAAAGGGUUACGUUAUCCAUGGAUGGGAGAGGAGAUUUUGCUUUAUAUUUGUUUAUUGGUUGUUCUUCUCAUUGGUAUCUGUAUUCAUCUUUUUCAUAGAUGUAUUUAUUGUAUUAAUUAUACUGUUAUCAUAAACUUAUUAUAUUAUAAUUUUAUAUCAAUGAUUAUCUCCAAAGUGUGCUGUA
Sclerotinia trifoliorum is the source of this 3547-nucleotide messenger RNA. The record is from the annotation of a GenBank genome assembly. Lineage: Eukaryota; Fungi; Ascomycota; Leotiomycetes; Helotiales; Sclerotiniaceae.